Aspergillus melleus is the source of this 2520-nucleotide messenger RNA. RefSeq names its product PDPK1 family serine/threonine-protein kinase (gene PKH1). The transcript is spliced from 2 exons. The record is from RefSeq and is a predicted model, not a curated record. Gene Ontology annotation, biological process: intracellular signal transduction; peptidyl-serine phosphorylation. Gene Ontology annotation, molecular function: protein serine/threonine kinase activity; ATP binding. Bases 1 to 2520 code for a protein of 839 amino acids. Lineage: Eukaryota; Fungi; Ascomycota; Eurotiomycetes; Eurotiales; Aspergillaceae.
AUGGACGGGGACCUCAGUCUCUCCCAGUCUCUGGGAGGUCUCCGGAUAGCCAACCCGGAUGACUCGUCUCUACACUCCGAGGAUGCCGCGACUCCAACCCCGGCCACUGCGACGACGGCUCAGCCUCCUGCCCCCGAACCCAAGCGCGAGUCGACACUCUUCCAACAACGGUCAGGCAGCUCGACGUCCCUUCCCUUCCUGUCGAUGCCAUCCACGGGCGAGAGCCUGUACGACUUGUCGACGAACCCCCACGAGAACCGGAAUUCCAUCGUCCUUCCUUACCUAGAUAUACAGCAACAACCGACCUCGCAAUUCCCCCCCUAUGCCCCCCAACAACAGUCUCAGAUUCCCUCGUCGGGUUCGUCUCGUCCCCUAUCAGGUCUUUUCGCGAACGGUUCUACGUCGACCCUGGCCGCCCGGGAGGGCUCCUAUCGAAUCCGCACCGACUCCGCCGCGUCGUCCGCCUCCGAAAGCCAGGCUCGGGCAGAAUCUCGCGGUGGCUCUGCCGCGUAUCAAGCCGGCGUUCCCGUGCGUGAUAAUAGCCACAGCGACCGAUCGUACCGGACAGCCCAGUUGCCCGCAGGCAACGGGCCGAUGGUGAUGCGUCAGACUUCCCGUGCCCACGCGCGCGGCGGUAAUGCGGCUCAGCUGGCGGGGUCGCCGUAUGGGAUGGAGAAUGGCCCCGUACCCAGCAGCGAGGACUGGCAAGACCGAGGCGCCGCUGUGUCUGUGAGACAGGAGCUAGACGCCAACGGGAAGCCCGUUGCGCGCUACAUCAAAAAGGGGGUGCGGGAUUUCUCGUUCGGCAACACUCUCGGAGAAGGAUCCUACAGUACCGUGGUGCUUGGUACGGACCGACAGACUCUGAAGGAGUAUGCAAUUAAGAUCCUGGACAAGCGACACAUCAUCAAGGAGAAGAAGGUCAAAUAUGUGAAUAUCGAGAAGGACACCUUGAACCGACUGACCGAACAUCCGGGAAUCGUUCGACUUUACUACACUUUUCAAGAUGAGCGUUCGUUAUACUUUGUGUUGGAUCUAUGCAAAGGGGGAGAACUGCUGGGCGUGCUAAAGCGCAUGUCGACUUUUGACGAGGAGUGCACGAAGUUUUACGGUGCCCAGAUCCUAGACACCAUCGACUAUAUGCAUCGGCGCGGCGUGAUCCAUCGGGACCUUAAACCGGAGAACGUACUUCUCGACAACCAGAUGCACGUCAAGAUCACGGACUUUGGAACGGCCAAGAUCCUCAAGAGCCCGCGGCGACCGGAGAAGAAUACGAGCGGAAUGCCGCCGUUAGACUCGGCCGACAUGCCCGCAGAGGAGCGUGCCAGCUCCUUCGUCGGCACCGCGGAAUAUGUCAGCCCGGAACUGCUCACCGACAAGAACGCCUGCAAGGCAAGCGACCUGUGGGCGUUUGGCUGCAUUAUCUAUCAGCUCUUGGCCGGUCGACCCCCUUUCAAGGCCGGAAAUGAAUACCAAACUUUUCAAAAGAUCGUCGCGCUUGAUUACGAAUUUCCCGUCGGCUUUCCUGCCGUUGCCCGCGAUCUCGUCGAGCGUCUGCUCGUUCUCGACCCAGCUCGUCGGCUGCCGAUCGAACACAUUAAGAACCACGAAUUCUUCCAGGGUAUGACCUGGGGCCCGGACCUCUGGAAACGAAAAGCACCUCGGCUGAAGGCGUAUGUACCGCCGCCUCGUGAGCCCAUCAAAUUAAACGGAGGCAGAGACGGGGAGAGUUACCCGCCGGGUAUCAGCACGGCUCCUACCGGUGCCACCAACGCCAGCUCCAGGGUGGUCCCAAGACUCGUGACGGAGCUGCCCCCUCCCAGCCAACUUGAUAUUGAAUGGUCUCCGGUAUUGACCAAGACCAAUGAGCGAAUACUCAAGCUGGGGAAUUUGAUGGUUUUGUCUUCACCGGCUGCCCAUAGCCCCGUCUCAAAGAACGGAACUGGUGAAGUCGAGGCCCCGAAGAAGUUUUCACGUUUCUUCGGAGGUAGCACCACCAAGAAGCGACAGCGACUGGUCAUGGUGACUUCGUCAGCCCGAAUCAUUCUGGCUGCAUCCGGAGGCGACGAAAAGAAAGCCAAGAUGGAGAUUUCCCUGCUUGGUCCGGGGACGCAGUAUCGCACUUCGACAGACACCAAAGGAUUUUCAUGUUGGGUUGUCGAUACGCGAGACAAGCAUUUCGUCUUCGAAGACCCUAAACCCUCGUCUAGCAAUGUGGGUGCCACCGCUUUGUCGGCACAGGAAUGGCUGGACGCGCUGGACCGAGCGAAAGAAAUGGCUCUGUCCCAGCAAAGCAAUGGCUCCUACUCUGCCGACGAAGCAUUCCAUAACCUGUCUUCCGAAAUGUCAAGCCAGGCCAACACUCUGGAUCAAAGUUCUGAGAUGCACCAUGAAAACCCGCCAUCAUCGUCCGGGCGGGCCACGCUCGUCAAGCACCAGGCCACUGACUCUGAAUCCGUGAAAGGGCGAAAAAGAUUCAGCCGGCGCCACUCAAGGAACGGAUUGGCUGCAGUCUUCUAG